This is a messenger RNA of Acanthosepion pharaonis, 696 nucleotides long. Lineage: Eukaryota; Metazoa; Mollusca; Cephalopoda; Sepiida; Sepiidae. The record is from the annotation of a GenBank genome assembly.
AUGUACAGAGCUCGGGACAUUUUGCACAUCUAUCUAUCUAUCUAUCUAUCUAUCUAUCUCUAUUAUGUUCACCACUCUCUCUUAAUAUCUAUCUAUCUAUCUGAAUCUGUUCAUAUCUAUCUAUCUAUCUAUCUAUCUAUCUAUCUAUCUAUCUAUCUAUCUAUCUAUCUAUCUAUCUCAAUCUAUCUAUCUAUCUAUCUAUCUAUCUAUCUAUCUAUCUAUCUAUCUAUCUAUCUAUCUAUCUAUGUCUGUUCAUAUCUAUCUCAAUAUGUUCAUAUAUUGACUCUUUUCUUUUUUGCCUUAAACAAAAUAAUAUUUAACACCAGUCAAUCCCUGGCAAUACUCUGUCUUUUCUCUCGUCUUUUACUUUUUAUUAUUCUGGCGGGAAUUUGGGAGACUCUUCUUUCUCUGCCUCAAUGCCUCCGCCAACAGCACACACAAAAUAAAGAAAACGUCACUCUUUCCGCGACUGAAUUCAUUACAAGACGCUCUUUCUUCAUAUCGGAUUCUCCCCCCACCUCUAUUACGCCCCACCCUUGCAUACAAUUCGUCAUCACAUUCAUUACAAGUGGCUACGCAAAUACAACACCCCGAGUUGCAUCCCUCACCCUGCUGUUACUCUGUUUUGGAGUGGACACAUCAUUCGCCAGAAGACAAACGGACUCUGGACGCUUAACGCCUCAACAUUGUGACUGA